This is a messenger RNA of Cheilinus undulatus (humphead wrasse), 1239 nucleotides long. It is a transcript of the gene mlf1, whose product is annotated as myeloid leukemia factor 1. The record is from RefSeq and is a predicted model, not a curated record. Gene Ontology annotation, biological process: regulation of DNA-templated transcription. Gene Ontology annotation, cellular component: nucleus; cytoplasm. Bases 112 to 945 code for a protein of 277 amino acids. The transcript is spliced from 8 exons. NCBI's taxonomy places the organism in Eukaryota, Metazoa, Chordata, Actinopteri, Labriformes, Labridae.
CACCACUUCCAUAGUAACUUUAACCCAGGCUGAGCGGCGGAGCAGGGCCACCUGUGCCCGGACGGAUUACUUCUCAUUUCUGCUCCGUUAGCGGCUGUAAAAUCCGUGAAAAUGUUCAACAGUAGUCACAGGGAUUUUGAAGAGGACCCGUUUUUCUCGGACCCAUUCCGGGCUCACAGGGAUCACAUGCGCCAGAUGAUGCGGAGCUUCUCAGAACCGUUCGGUGGUACUCUAAUGCCCAGCAUAAUGGAUGGGGGAAACCGCGGUCGAGCCAUGAUAGAACAUCCCAGCUCAUCCCAGGCGCUCAGGGACGAACACAGGGAUAUGAGUCGGUCAUUGCUGCCCUUUGGCAGUUUUGAUGGCACGGACAUGAUGAGGAGUCCUUUCAGCAUGUUUGAUAACAUGAUGUCCAACAUGAGAAACAGGAUGGAGGACAUGCACAGAAACUUUGAGAACGCGUCCACAGAUUCAAACUCCCACUCAUUCAGCUCCUCAUCGGUCAUGACGUUUUCAAAGGUUGGGAAUGAGCCUCCCAAGGUCUUCAAGGCGACCAAAUCGACACGUUGUGCCCCUGGAGGGAUUAAGGAAACAAGGCAAGCACUUCUAGACUCAGAAAGUGGUGUGCAGAAGAUGACCAUCGGUCACCACAUUCAAGACAGAGGGCACGUUGUUGAGAAAAAAUACAACAAGAAAACAGGAGAGAGGGAGUUCAUUCAGGACUUUCAAAAUCUGGAUGAAUCUGAAGCACAGACGUUUGAUGCAGAGUGGCAGCAGGAGGUAUCCAAGUUCGAGCCGUCUGGUCCCAUAUCUCGUCCAGCAGAACCUCAACUCCGUGAGGCUCGCAGGGCAGCUAUCACUGGUCCUGAGCAGGCCAACAGAGACGAAUCAAAGGAAAAGGCUUCGGGCAAAGGCAAUGUGAAAUUCUCGGGCUCAACCAAGCAGUAAAACAUCUGUUUGUGUGCUUAUUAAAGACUUUCAGACAGCAGACGGUAAACUCUUGUCAGUGCUCUGUACACACACAUGACCCACUCAGUUUUCCUCAGUAAGGCACAUGGAAUCAGAAGGCACCUCACCCAUGACCUGAACUUUUUAAGAGACUAUAUGCUUUAAAGGGAACAUAUUUUACCCUUUUAAGACAAGUUUAUAUUGGUCUCAGAUGUCCCCAAAACAUGCCUGUGAAGUUUAUUGCUGAAAAAACACUCCAGUAUUGGAUUUUUGUCUGUCUAAAAACCCCUCUGU